Messenger RNA from Anas platyrhynchos (mallard), 1511 nucleotides. Lineage: Eukaryota; Metazoa; Chordata; Aves; Anseriformes; Anatidae. The record is from RefSeq and is a predicted model, not a curated record.
CACACAAAAAUGAAGAAGUGAAGGCAGGAAAAGUUUCUCCAGAGGAAAAAUGCAGGGCUUGUCCUUCACCCUGACGUCAGAUCUGUCUUUAAUAAAAUCCCCAAAGAGCCAAGAGAAAAAGGCAGAGUGCCUCGGCUAGGUUGCCAGUUGAGGAUUGCUCCGCGUUCCCCAAAGUGGUGUUUUUUUCAAAACGGCUCUAAAUCUGGGUUCAAUCAAUGCAUUUAAUCCCGGCUUCCAGGGAUGAGGUGGCUUUUGCCCUGGAUUCUAGCAACAAGCAGCAUUUUGCAGGCCAUUGCCCAGACCUCCACCACCAUGACCCCCACCGUCCCUGCCACGACAGAGGCCUACACACGGACUCAGUACUGUAAGUGGCCAUGCGAGUGUCCGAAGUCCCCUCCUCGGUGCUCAGUAGGAGUCAGCCUGGUCACAGACGGCUGCGAUUGCUGCAAGACGUGUGCCAAGCAGCGUGGAGAAAGUUGCACUGAGGCCGACACCUGUGAUUUUCACAGGGGCCUGUACUGUGACUACAGUGGAGACAGACCUAGGCCAGUUGACUGGAUGAGAAAUGGCAUCUGUAUUCUUACUCUUUGGGUUAGCCGCUGCCAAGAACAAGGAGCAACCAGCAUUGGAAGGUCUUUGGAUCUGCAAGCAGAUGAUUCUGUAUUCCCUGUAACAGGAGGAGAGAUUGUUGGUGUAGGAUGCGUCCUCAACGGAGUCAGAUAUAAUAAUGGGGACACAUUUCAGCCUAACUGCAAAUACAACUGCACUUGCAUUAAUGGGGCAGUGGGCUGCAUUCCCAUGUGCACAAACUCACGCCCUCCCCUUGUCUGGUGCCCAAACCCAAAGCUGAUUAAGAUGGCGGGGAAAUGCUGCGAGCAGUGGGUUUGUGAUGACUCCAAGAAAAUCAGGAAGACGUCUCCACGCCACAUCUCCUCUGCAGCAUACGAGGGGGAGGAUGAAGCCUGGCAGAAGAACUGCAUUGUUCACACCUCACCCUGGAGUCCCUGCUCAAAGACCUGUGGGCUGGGCAUCUCCACCAGGAUUUCCAACGACAACGACCAGUGCCGGCUCAUGAAGGAAAGUCGCCUGUGCAACAUGCGGCCCUGCGAGGUGGACAUAACCAAGCACAUUAAGCCUGGGAAGAAGUGCCUGGCUGUCUACAGGGCCAGCGAAGCAAUGAACUACACCAUCUCAGGAUGUGUGAGCAAAAGUCCUUAUAGACCCAAAUACUGUGGCGUCUGCACAGACAACAGGUGCUGCACACCCUACAAGUCCAAGACUAUUGAAGUGAGGUUUGAGUGCCCAGAUGGAACUGAGAUUUCCUGGAAAAUCAUGUGGAUCAAUGCUUGUUUUUGCAACCUGAACUGCAAGAACCCCAAUGACAUCUUUGCCGACUUGGCUCAUUAUCAUGAUUACUCUGAAAUCGCUAAUUAAAUUGGCUGAAUGCUGGAAUUGACCCAUUGCUCUGAUUUUACAGAGGUUUUAAAAUAAAAGGAGAAUCUUUCAUCCAA